CUUUUUCCGGAAAUAAAAGAUCAUUUUGGUUCAUCGAAAACUUCUAAAACAAAAGAAAAAACCCCAAUUCACCAUUCCCAUUCUUUCUUCUUAUGGUGAAAGAAUGGACUUGAUGAUCUGGGUCUGAGCGAAAAGGUCAUAAAUUUGAUUGCUUUUUCUUUCUGGGUUUUGUUGGUUUUGGUUCAAUUAGCUGAAUCCAGGAGGAAAAAGUAAAGACGAAGAGAGAAAUUAUGGGUGAUGAUUAUUACAACAUAUUGAAGGUGGACAAGAGUGCAUCAGAGGAUGAUCUGAAGAAAUCUUAUAGAAAAUUGGCUAUGAAAUGGCACCCUGACAAGAACCCCAACAACAAGAAGGAAGCUGAAGCCAAAUUCAAACAGAUCUCUGAAGCUUAUGAUGUGCUAAGCGACCCACAAAAGAGGGCGAUAUACGACCAAUAUGGAGAAGAAGGGCUGAAUGACAUCCCACCAACCGGAUAUGGAAAUGGUUCGAAUGGGCCAAAUUCGAGGAAUGCAGAAGACAUAUUUGCAGAGUUCUUCGGGAGCAGCCCGUUCGGGUUUGGUGGAGGAGCAACAGGUGGUGUUGGAAGAUCAUCGUCCAGAUUCCAGUCUGAAAGUGGUGCAACAGCAGGAAAUGGGAUGUUUGACAGCAAUAACAUGUUCAGAAGCGAAGGAACGACGACUACCAGUACUGCACCUAAGAAGCCUCCUCCUGUAGAAAGCAAAUUGCCAUGCACUCUAGAGGAGCUCUACUCUGGGUCAACUAGGAAAAUGAAGAUCUCCAGAACUGUAGUUGACUCCCAUGGGAGGCAAGCGCAAGAAACAGAAAUACUUACGAUAGAUGUGAAACCAGGUUGGAAGAAAGGAACGAAGAUAACAUUUCCAGACAAAGGGAACGAGCAGCCCAACCAGCUGCCAGCAGAUUUGGUUUUUGUGAUUGACGAGAAACCUCACGACGUGUACAAGAGGGAUGGGAAUGAGCUAAUGAUCAACCGCCGGGUCACCCUAGCAGAGGCACUAGGAGGGACCACGGCCAGCAUCGACACAUUGGAUGGUCGGACCCUGUCAGUUCCAGUUACCGACAUUAUAAGUCCUGGGUACGAGCUUGUCGUGCCCAGGGAAGGGAUGCCCAUAGCUAAAGAGCCUGGUAAUAGGGGAGAUUUGAGGAUCAAGUUUGAGGUCAAGUUCCCAACCAAGUUGACCACGGAACAGAGGGCAGGGCUAAAGCGUGCUUUAGGGGGUUGAAGCCCACACAAGAUGGGAGAUUAUAUAUUGUUGUGACUUGUCAAAAUGGUGUAAUGUAAUGUAUCAUCGAUCUAUGCAUGGUUUUUAGGGUUUGUAUGUGUUCGAUAAUCUUGGCUAGUUGAAGAUGUCUAUUUAACACAGCUAAAAAUGGCCAAAUGUUAGGCUCAUACACUCACUCCAAAGUUGUUCAUAUUUCACUUGCCGGAUUAAACAUGCAUGUGAUAUGAUUUUAAUCUUCAUUUUCCCUUACUUUUGAGUCUGAUGCCCAUUUAGUCCACCCUUCUCCGGACUGGUUCUCCUAGUCAUUUGUUUGAGGAUGAGAGAAUGUAACUUUUCAGACAACUCCAAUAAAAUGC
Linum tenue is the source of this 1597-nucleotide messenger RNA. The record is from the annotation of a GenBank genome assembly. NCBI's taxonomy places the organism in Eukaryota, Viridiplantae, Streptophyta, Magnoliopsida, Malpighiales, Linaceae.